AUGGCUGAAGUAGCAAAGGGUAAAACCACAGAAAACUUAAACAGAAAUGAAAAACAAAACGAUGUAAGGCAAAUGAAUAUUUUGGCAGCUAAAGCUGUAGCUGAUGUAACACGAACAAGCUUAGGACCCAAAGGAAUGGAUAAAAUGAUUGAAGAUGGAAAGGGAGGUGUUAUAAUCACAAAUGAUGGAGCAACCAUUUUGAAAGAAAUGGCAGUUGCUCACCCAACAGCAAAAAUGAUAGUUGAACUAAGUAAAGCACAAGAUGUAGAAGCAGGAGAUGGUACUACUUCUGUUGUUGUUAUGUGUGGGUCACUUUUGAGUGUAUGCAAAAAUUUAUUGGAUAAAAAUAUUCAUUGUCAAAAAAUAUCAGAAAGUUUUUUUGAAGCAUCAGUAAAAAGUUUAGAAAUAUUAAGAGAAAUGUCUAUUCCAAUUGAUUUAAAUGAUAAAAAUAUGCUAAUACAAAAUGCUAUAACAUCAUUAAAUUCGAAAGUCGUUUCACAUAACUCCUCAUUAUUAGCCCCAAUAGCUGUAGAUGUUAUAUUAAAAAUUACUGAUAUAAAUAAUGAUAAAAAUGUCGAUUUGAAUAAUAUAAGAAUUGUAAAAAAAUUAGGUGGAACUAUUGAAGAUACUGAAAUAGUAGAUGGACUAAUAUUUACAAGUAAUAAAAUAUGCAAAAAAGCAUAUGGAAUAAAAAAUUUAUCUCAAGCUAAAAUAGGUUUAAUUCAAUUUUGCCUAUCUUUACCCAAAACAGAUAUGGAUAAUACUGUUGUAGUAAAAGACUAUAAUAGUAUGGAUAGAUUAUUAAGAGAAGAAAGAAUGAUAAUAGCUAAAAUGGUAAAAAAAAUAGCUAGUACUGGCUGUAAUUUAUUAUUAAUACAAAAAAGUAUAUUACGAGAUGCAGUCAAUGAUUUAGCAUUAGAUUUUUUAGCUAAAGCAAAAAUUAUGGUUAUUAAAGAUAUCGAAAGAGAAGACAUUGAAUUUAUAUCAAAAACAUGUAAUUGUGUUCCUGUAGCUAGUUUGGAUUAUUUUACUCCAGAUAAAUUAGGUUAUGCAGAAAAUGUUGUAACCGAAUCAGUAGGCUAUGGUGAAAUUGUUAAAAUUACAGGUGUAGAAUCAAAAAAUACUAUAUCAGUUUUAGUAAGAGCAUCUAACAAUAUGAUGUUAGAUGAAGCAGAAAGGUCAUUACAUGAUGCAUUGUGUGUCGUUAGAAGUUUAGUUAAAGAAAGAGCUAUAUUACCUGGUGGAGCUGCACCAGAAAUGGAAUUAUCUCAAAAAUUAUAUCAAUGGGCAAAUACAUUAAAAGGAUCAAAACAGAUAUGUGUUAAAGCAUUUUCAGAUGCUUUAGAAUUAAUACCUUAUACCUUAGCUGAAAAUGCAGGAUUGUCACCAUUACACAUUGUAACAGAAUUAAGAAAUAAACAUGCAGAAGGCCAUAAAUAUUAUGGAAUUAAUAUAAGGACUGGUACUAUAUCAAAUAUGAUUGAUGAAAAUGUUAUACAACCAUUAUUAGUAACAUCAACAGCAAUUAAAUUAGCAACAGAAACUGUUAUGAUGAUUUUAAAGAUCGACGAUACAGUUGUAUGCAGAUAA
Messenger RNA from Plasmodium vinckei vinckei, 1590 nucleotides. Its product is annotated as T-complex protein 1 subunit delta, putative. Gene Ontology annotation, molecular function: ATP binding; ATP hydrolysis activity; ATP-dependent protein folding chaperone. NCBI's taxonomy places the organism in Eukaryota, Apicomplexa, Aconoidasida, Haemosporida, Plasmodiidae. The transcript has 3 exons. Gene Ontology annotation, biological process: protein folding. Bases 1 to 1590 code for a protein of 529 amino acids. Gene Ontology annotation, cellular component: chaperonin-containing T-complex. The record is from RefSeq and is a predicted model, not a curated record.